AUGGAAAACCGAACCCUCUGUGGCUCUAAUGGAAAAUGCAUAAAUGAGCCGGGCUCUUUUAUUUGCGAAUGUUUCCCUGGCUAUCGGCUGGACCCUGGCCUGGACCCCUACCUUUAUGACCCAUGCCCAGACAUUGAUGAGUGCAGUGAAAACCCAGAUAUCUGUAUCCCCUUGUCGUUCUGUGUCAAUAAACCAGGGACUUACACCUGUGCCUGUUCGGACAGAUAUUUUCCUUCUACUGGAAUCAUAUGGACGCAGGAUACAGUCUGUGAAACUGUUGAAACAGUUUUGAACAAGCCCCACCAAUUUGAGAAACUGACCAAAGAGAAGGCCUUUUUUGCAAAAAUGGAUCGACAACUGAAGGAGAAUUCUGGAAAACCUAUACAUGAAGUGUCUGUUGGAAACGCUUUCUCAACUGUUAUGGAAGUUGCAGGUGUGGGUCCAUAUAUCGACCCGCCCAAAGUUAGCAGUGCAGGGGAUGGAGAGACCGGCAGUAUUAUUCUAGACUUGGCUGAAGGUUUAGUGGCUGCAUUACUGGUGGACAAAGAAGAGCAGACGGCAAUAGCGAUAAAAACUCCUACUCUGGAUUUAGAUGUGGUAUUCCUCGGCCCAAAUGAUAUCAAACCAAGCGGCUUCUCACUGGUGGCAGAUGGAGUCACUGUAGCCAUCAACUUAGAGCAAGUGGCCAACAACAACAAUGGUUCUGCAGCAGUGGCUUUUAUGAAGCUCAAAGGACUGGAAAACCUCCUCACCCAUCUCUUCUUUGAAACUGAAAACCUCACAGAUUUUGGUUCGGACAUUUUUAGUGUAUCCCUCCCCACGAUGAGCAACACCAACCUGUCUGACCCUGUCAACUUCACCGUACAACACACAAAGACGCUGCCAGAAUCAGGUCUGAUGACGUGCACAUACUGGGUGUCUGAUAAAUCGCCGCCACCAGAAAGUGACUUCCUGGACUGGCUCAACAGGAUCUGUGUCAGCAUUGGACUCUUCUUCUUUGCUCUGGCCAUUCUUACCUUCCUCCUCUGCAGCUGGAAUCCCAAAAUCAACAAUACAGCCCGCCUCCAUCUGUGCAUCAACCUCGGCCUCUCCCAUCUGCUCCUGCUGUUCAAUGAGAGUUUCUUUGUCGACAAGCUGGCAUGUAAAGCGAUCGCGGGCAUCCUUCAUUUCUUGGUGGUGUCAAGCUUCGUGUGGAUGCUGUUGGAGGCAGUGCAGCUGUACAUGCUGGUGCGCAGGCUCAAUAAGGUGCAGGUGAUCGAGAGAGAUGGGCUCCCGCAGUAUGUGCUCUACCCUGUGGGAUACGGGGUCCCCGUGGUGGUCGUGGGCGUCUCUGCACUGGUCUAUCACCCGGGAUACGGAGGCACUGAAGCAGGGGCGUAA
Molecule: messenger RNA, 1380 nt
Organism: Knipowitschia caucasica
Lineage: Eukaryota; Metazoa; Chordata; Actinopteri; Gobiiformes; Gobiidae
Source: the annotation of a GenBank genome assembly